Molecule: messenger RNA, 1612 nt
Organism: Agrilus planipennis (emerald ash borer)
Lineage: Eukaryota; Metazoa; Arthropoda; Insecta; Coleoptera; Buprestidae
Gene: Myeov2
Product: COP9 signalosome complex subunit 9
Exons: 3
Coding region: 114-293 (59 amino acids)
Biological process (GO): negative regulation of protein neddylation
Source: RefSeq, a predicted model, not a curated record
CUAACUGUCAUUUUGUGAUAACAAACAACUUCGAAAACUCAAUCUUAACCUUACAUUGUGUAAAUCUGUUUCGUUUAAAAUCCUUAUUUUUGAUCUUAUUCUCUGAAAAUAAAAUGAAACCAGCAGUUGUAGUAGAUGAAAUGUUUCCUGAAGGAGCAGGUCCUUAUAUGGACUUAGAGGAGGCAGGAGGCUCUAGUGGUUUGCUGAUGGAUUUAGUUGCUAAUGAGAAAUCUGUACAUGCAGACUUUUUUAACGAUUUUGAUGAUCUUUAUGAUGAAGAUGAUUUACAAUGAUGCAAAUUACCUUAGCGGUUAAAUGAAACAACGUUAAUGUAAUUUUCAAAGAUGUAUUUUUAGUUAAAUGUGUUUACAACUGUUAAUUACCAAAAUUUAUUUUUUCUCAUUAAUCACAGAUUGCAGUCAAAACAGUGAAUUUUGUUUGUUGUAAUGUAUUUUCGUAAGUUUUAUGUUUAUGUUGAGUAAAAAUAAAUUUUCUAUUCUAUAAAAAAUGGCCUCUUUUGGAGACGUUUUCGCCCUUUCGGUCCGAUAACGUCCCUCACUACUUCUUUAUACUUUUCAUUUACAUUCAGUACAAAAUAACAUUAAAAAGUCGAAUAAUAUUUACACGAUGGACUUUUCUUACAGUAACAAUAACCAUCUUAAUAAUAAUUAUUACAAUAAUCUAGAAAGUGUACAUUCAUUAUUGUGCUACAUAAAACAAUGCUUGUGAGCAAUAAACGUCUAACAAAUAACUUUAUGACAUCCAAAAGGAACAAUUGCCUGUCUUGUGGUUAACAAAAUCUUUUUUGUUGUUGAAGAAACAAACACAGACCAACAAUAUUAACUAAAAUUUAAAAUACUAAUUUUACUGGUUUUAAAAGAAACUGACAAAACAGUUAUGAAAGCAAAUGAUCAUUACAUUCAGGUAUUUGUGAAAAGUUGUGUAUAUAAUAUUUUUCUUUAAGUAUUCAGUCAGUUUCUCGGUUUAGUGGUACUGAUCGAAUUAACAUAAUUAAUUUUUGUUGAAAAUUAUAUAAUAAUUCUCUAGUUGAAUCAUUCAAUUCAAUUUUAACAUAUUAAAAAACAAAAGCGAAAGGUAACCCUCUUUCUUACUCUUUCUCUCACUCUCUCAUUCCCCCUUCUUUCUUUCUAUUUCUUCCUCGCUGUAGUUCAAAUUAUAUUAUUUACAAAUUUUACAAUUAACAUUCCUUAAUUAAAGGCGAUCGAACUUAAAUAAUUCCUUGGCGAUUAUUUACAUUAAUUUACAUUAAAAAAAGUUUGAACGGAAUAUUGAAAUAGGUAGAUUUAAGCUGUGGUACUCAUAUGCUCUUGCAACCACCCCAUUGAUGAAAAAUGACGCCUAGUAAAAAAUAUUUGGUCCUCUACAAAAAUUUGACCAUCAAAAAAUUUUUUAUUUUUUGUUUUUUUUUGUCGUUUAAGCACUUACUAUUAUCACCUUCAUCUUGUUCCGUUUGGAAAAAUAAAUAUGACAAGUUUUUGGUAUAAACCUAAUGGUGUGGGUACAUGAUUCUCUUAUCAUCCGCAAAUUUUUAUGAUUCUUGAUGACAAAUGUAAACUUGCAGAUAUGUUUAGGGAUAUUUUAUAAAUAUAAU